Lineus longissimus is the source of this 2990-nucleotide messenger RNA. Its product is annotated as O-phosphoseryl-tRNA(Sec) selenium transferase-like. Gene Ontology annotation, biological process: selenocysteine incorporation; conversion of seryl-tRNAsec to selenocys-tRNAsec. Lineage: Eukaryota; Metazoa; Nemertea; Pilidiophora; Heteronemertea; Lineidae. The record is from RefSeq and is a predicted model, not a curated record. The transcript is spliced from 10 exons. Bases 93 to 1604 code for a protein of 503 amino acids. Gene Ontology annotation, molecular function: tRNA binding; O-phosphoseryl-tRNA(Sec) selenium transferase activity.
GCACAAGUAUUUGGUGUGCUCUUUGGCCCUACAAUUUCACACUUUUUGCAAUUAUCUCAAUACAAAUUCCGGAAUUGGGCAAAAUCAACAUAAUGAAUGAUCAUAAUUUCACGUUGUGUGAAAGAAUUAUACCUUCAGCUUAUGUUGAUCAGGCGCUUCAAGCCAGGCGAUCGCGAGAAAACCAGAUAAAAGUACUUCUAGAGCACAGAAAAUGGCCUGAGGAAGGAUGGGAUGAGGCUACCAUUGAGAUGCUGCUGCAGGAGCUGUCGAUGAUGGACAGUAACAACUUCCCAGGCAACUGUGGUAUUGGAGAGAGAGAGGCAAGGUUUGCUUCUUCCUUAGUGGCUAGAAGACACUUCAGACUGGGUCAUGGUAUUGGUCGCUCAGGAGACAUAACUGCCAUUCAACCAAAGGCUGCUGGCUCUAGUCUUAUCAUGAAAAUCACAAAUAGUAUGGUGCUAGAUCUGUUAAAAGUCACAGGUAUUCCUUCUGUCGCUGCCUGUUUUGUUGUUCCCAUGGCAACAGGCAUGAGCCUCGUCUUAUGUUUUCUGACGCUGAGACUUCAGCGCCCUGGUGCUAAGUAUAUACUCUGGCCUAGGAUUGAUCAGAAGUCGUGCUUUAAGUCAAUGAUUACUGCAGGGUUUGAGCCUGUUGUGAUUGAGAACAUCCUUGAAGGCGAUGAGUUGAGGACAGAUAUGGCAGCAUUAGAAGCAAAAGUAGAGGAACUGGGUGCUGAGAAUAUUCUGUGUGUAAUGUCGACGACGAGUUGCUUUGCUCCAAGAGCGCCCGAUAGACUCGUGGACAUUGCCAAAUGUUGUGCCAAAAAUGAUAUUCCCCAUGUACUCAAUAACGCUUAUGGAAUCCAAUCAUCGUCAAUCACUCAUCAAAUACAACAGGCUCACAAACACGGCCGUCUGGAUGUUUUUGUUCAGAGUACUGACAAGAACCUAUUGGUGCCUGUCGGAGGGACUGUGAUAGCUGGCUUCAAGCCAAAAUUUAUUGAUGAAAUAGGAAAGACAUACCCCGGUCGCGCGUCGGGGACACCCUCUCUCGACGUCUUCAUCACGCUGUUGUCCUUGGGGGUCAAAGGUUACAAGAACUUGCUUAAGGAACGUAAAGAAACUUACAAAUAUUUAUCGGAAGAGUUAUCAAAAUGUGCCCAGCUCCAUGGAGAAAGAUUGCUGUCUAUUCCACACAAUCCUAUAUCAGUGGGUAUGUCGCUUACGCCACCCAAUGGCUUAGAGAAUAACAAAUCAGUCACGCAAUUUGGUUCGAUGCUGUUCACAAGAUGUAUCUCAGGGACAAGAGUUGUGCCGCCAGGCGAAUCGAAGACAGUCAGUGGUUACACUUUCACAGGAUUCGGAUCCCACAUGAACCGUUACCCAUGCGCCUACCUCACUGCUGCUGCAUCGAUAGGGAUCACGAAAGCAGACGUCGAUCUGUUUGUUAAGAGACUGGAUAAAGUUCUAGUGAAAUGGAAAGAACAGUUCAAAGGAAAGGUGUUGGGGAUGGCAGCCUCGCCUUUACAGGACGAUGAUAAAUCGGACAAGAUAAAAAAAGAAAAUGGUGCUUCAGGAAAUGAAAAUGGUGCAACAGAAACCUAAUUUUAAUUUAAAAAUGUAGAGUUCAGAUGCAGAAGCAGGAAGCAGGCCUUUAUCAUGUUUAUAGCAUCACUUUUCCCUUGAUGAAAUAAGAAUACUAUCAGAGUGUCUGCUUCGAGUUGCCAGAUCGCACGGGUUGAUUUUCUUUGCCCUCAGAAAGCUCAAGACAGCAUGUCGAGAGUUUUCAGGCCGGAGAAAAUUAACGAAAAGACAGCAAUGAAUGUGACGUGAAGUUGUGAAGGGGGAAUCGCAGAUUGCAUCCUAGCUCGUGCCAUAAUUCCUUCAGACUUUCUUGCACUUUUUUUGUUUAAAACCACAGAUCUUUAUGUCCCGGCUUCCAUGCCCCUUUGGGGAGUCUCAAGAUCAGUAGAUCAGAGGCUGUAAUGGCCUCAGUUGCUCUCCUUAUACAGUGAUAUCGUCUGGUGUGAUAGUGAUGGUUCACUGCUGAGAGAUCGGGGAGACCUCUCCUGUUAUCUAGAUGUACUAAUUCCUCAAGCAGUCAGUGAUACAGAGGUGACUGUGAUUGAUCUUACAUUCCAAUUGUUAAACAGUUAAUGGUGUCGCCCUGGAAAAUCUAUUCCCCAGAUUGCUGAGAAACUUAUCGGGCCUUCCAAAACUUACCGAGCAGCCAAACCUAGAUGGUGCUACUUGAGCCCUGGGAGAAUGGCUGCCUCACUAGACAAAUGGCAAAAAUGUGCAAUCAUUGGUAAAUUUUCUGAAAUAAACUGUGACCAUCUGGUAACAAGGACAUCAUAUGCACUGAAUUUCGAGGUAAAUUAACCAGCAGGUUACUCCAUGGUGCAUGCAUAAAAUCAAUCCACUGAUGGAAACGCCAGAGGAGUAUAAGGGAGGUUACCAGGACGUGUUGGCCUUAAUGUUAAGUCCAAGUGGCGACGUGUGCAGACGAUUGAUCCAGGAAGACUCUGGAGAGUCUUUUGGCCUUGGCAAUUGUGCCAUCUGGGGCGAUGUACAUAAGUUCUAGGACAUAGAUUGAGAAGUCCUGGAGGCCAUGAUGAUCUGGGAGGUUGAAAUGAUGUCCUAUGACAUCCGUUGCAAUGUUUUUGGUAAAAAACAAUCCAUGCUUAUUUUCCAAUUUGUUCGCUAACCAUAGGACAAACCACCAGCGCAUUUUUCUCCAUGUUUGAUUGAAAUCAGUGGCUUGAAGAACCUCAUUACCAGAUGAACACAACAAAAGACUUCUACAAGACAGUUUUUCCAACUUUAUUGAACAACAUUUUCCUUUCCAAGGACAGGUCAGCUCAGCAAACUGGAAGGCCUGCCUGAUUCUCGGCGAUCUGGGGAAGUGCUUCUCCAAGGUGGGUAAGGGUGGUUAAACUGCUGUAUUAGGGAGCUAAGAGGUAUAAUGUUAAGGAACCUUACUUAUAUGAA